Molecule: messenger RNA, 1492 nt
Organism: Rhinopithecus roxellana (golden snub-nosed monkey)
Lineage: Eukaryota; Metazoa; Chordata; Mammalia; Primates; Cercopithecidae
Product: coiled-coil domain-containing protein 74B-like
Source: RefSeq, a predicted model, not a curated record
CCUGACCUCAAGUGAUCCGUCCGCCUUGGCCUCCCCAAGUUCGGGGGUUACAGGCGUGCGCCCCCGCGCCUGGCCCUGGACGCCUUGGAGGUCUCUCCUCACCCAGGAGGAGCAGCGACAGGCCCCACCCACGCCAACCGCUUUGGCCUCCGUUGCCCGUUUCCAUGGUGACGGGCGCCAGGCUGGGGCUGCCCGGCCACCGAGCCGGGGUGCAGCGGCUGCGGGAGGGUUCCUGGCGAUGGCGAGAUGAGCGUCGCGGGGGUGGUGGCUGGGACGCGCCCCCCCAGCUCGCCGACCCCGGGCUCCCGGCGCCGGCGCCAGCGCCCCUCCGUGGGCGUCCAGUCCCUGAGGCCGCAGAGCCCGCAGCUCAGGCCGAACGACCCGCAGAAACGGAACCUGGACCUGGAAAAGAGCCUGCAGUUCCUGCAGCAGGAGCACUCGGAGAUGCUGGCCAAGCUCCACGAGGAGAUCGAGCACCUGAAGCGGGAGAACAAGGAUCUCCAUUACAAGCUCAUAAUGAAUCAGACAUCACAGAAGAAAGACAGCCUCUCCACGUCAAGCUUCCAGUCUGUCAAGUCCAUCUCUAACUCAGGCAAGGCCAGGCCCCAGCCCGGCUCCUUCAACAAGCAAGAUUUGAAAGCUGACGCCCCCCAGAAGGCAGACCUGGAAGAGGAGCCCCUACUUCACAACAGCAAGCUAGACAAGGUUCCUGGGGUGCAAGGCCAGGCCAGAAAGGAGAAAGCAGAGGCCUCUAACGCAGGAGCGGCCUGUAUGGGGAGCAGCCAGCACCAGGGCAGGCAGAUGAUGGGGGCGGGGGCACACCCCCCAAUGACCCUGCCCCUUCACCUGCGAAAACCCACUACACUGAAGCAGUGCGAAGUGCUCAUCCGCGAGCUGUGGAACACCAACCUCCUGCAGACCCAGGAGCUGCAGCACCUCAGGUCCCUCCUGGAAGGGAGCCAGAGGCCCCAGGCGGCCCCAGAGGAGGCUGGGUGUAGCUUUCCCAGCUCACUGCUGACUCUUCCUUCACGGCGGGACCAGGAAGUCAUGCAUUUUCCUAAGGUCUCCACGAAGGGCCUCUCGAAGAAAUGCCUGCUUCUGAGCCCACCUGUGGCGCAGCGUGCCAUCCUGCCUGCCCUGAAGCAGACCCCGAAGAACAACUUUGCCGAGAGGCAGAAGAGGCUGCAAGCAAUGCAGAAACGGCGCCUGCACUGCUCAGUGCUUUGAGCCACCCACAUCUGGUCAGUGGCAGGCCCACCAACCUGCCGCUGGAGACUGGUUCUCUAUAGCAUUUCCUGAUACUUCCACUACUUUUAGGCCUGGCUAAAUUCCAAGAUAGAUGACACUUAAAAUAGAUAAAGUACUUGAUCUCUAAACUAACAAACCGUUUAUUUUCUGUUAUUUUGCUAUUUAGCAUUUACAUAAAAAGCACAUGAUGAAGUAGGUAUCGCUUUACCUGUUGAAACUGAAAAUAAAGCUCGUUUAUUUCCAA